Messenger RNA from Vigna radiata var. radiata (mung bean), 640 nucleotides. RefSeq lists its product as uncharacterized. Bases 104 to 640 code for a protein of 178 amino acids. NCBI's taxonomy places the organism in Eukaryota, Viridiplantae, Streptophyta, Magnoliopsida, Fabales, Fabaceae. The record is from RefSeq and is a predicted model, not a curated record. The transcript has a single exon. Gene Ontology annotation, molecular function: enzyme inhibitor activity.
GAAAACUGAGAUUAUAAACAUUUUACCGUAGCAUUGUAACAAACAUAUUCGAGAUUAUAAACCGAAAGCGUUGUAACGUGGGAGGGAAGCAAAGCAAAAGAAAAUGGGAAGCAAAGGAAAAUUGUUGUGGGUAUUAUUGGGCACAUGCAUGUGUGUUAUUGUAGCUGCAGAAGAAUUGCGAGGCAAAGAGCUAAUCAAGGAUGUCUGCAAGACAAGGGGAAACUGUGAACUGUGCUUGAAGGUGCUUUCCUCGGACCCAGGCAGCCCAGAAGCCAGCCUAACGGACCUGGCAAUAAUAACGCUCCAGGCCGCGGCGGAAAACGCCAGCUGCAUAUUAGUGGAUGCGAAGAGCAUGAUCGAUGACCCGAGCUUGGAACCGGCAAUACAACAGGGGCUGGCUGAUUGCAAGGAGAAUCUGUUGGAUGCAGAAAUGCAAAUUCAAGACACUAUUGCUUCCGUUUUGUCCAACGAUGGGAGAGAUGCCCUAUUGUGGAUGAAGGCAGCCCUAGCUGCAAUCGACACAUGUGACGCUUCCAUCCCCGGGGACGAUGAUAUUCUCUCCAGAAGGAGUGUAACCUUUCGCCAACUCUGUAACAUUGCCGUCGCCAUCAACAAGAGAAUGAUGGGAGUUGAAUCCUAG